Hipposideros armiger (great roundleaf bat) is the source of this 942-nucleotide messenger RNA. It is a transcript of the gene FCN3, whose product is annotated as ficolin 3. Gene Ontology annotation, biological process: complement activation, lectin pathway. Gene Ontology annotation, molecular function: carbohydrate derivative binding; signaling receptor binding; antigen binding. NCBI's taxonomy places the organism in Eukaryota, Metazoa, Chordata, Mammalia, Chiroptera, Hipposideridae. The record is from RefSeq and is a predicted model, not a curated record.
AUGCCCACUUGGGCACCAGCAAGCUGGGGUCUCCUGUGGAUUCCACUCACCCUUUUACUCCUCUUGCUCAGGGAGCCUGCCUGCCAGAGGAUACAGGACUACCCCAGCUGUCCAGGACCCAGGGAACUGGAUGCCAGCAAAUUUGUCCUCCUCCCAGGAAGUCCUGGGGAGAUGGGAGCUCCAGGUCCUCAAGGACAACUUGGACCACCGGGCAAGAUGGGCCCCAAGGGUGAGAGCCUGUACUCAGACCUCAGAGCCAACACUCAGUCUUUCGAUGGGGCAGGCGAUCCAGUAAACCUGCUCUGGUGCCAGGAGGGCCACAGGAGCUGCCAGGAGUUGCUGAGCCAGGGCACCACCUUGAGCGGCCAGAACCAUCAGUGCCUACCUGCAGGCAGAGUCCUUCCAGUCUUUUGUGAUAUGGACACCCCAGGGGGUGGUGGGCUGGUGAGACAAGAGCGGAAACAGGGNNNNGUGGAUUUCUUCCACUCUUGGUCCUCCUAUAAAGCAGGUUUUGGGAGCCAGGAGUCCAAAUUCUGGCCAGGGAAUGAGAAUUUGCACCAGCUGACUCUCUAAGGUACCUGGGAACUGCAGAUUGAGCUGGAGGAUUUCAAUGGCAACCGUACCUUUUACCUCCAUGGGGAGGCAGAUCACUACCAGCUGGUGCAGGGCAAGUUCUCAGGAGGCAGGUAAAUGACCCUAAGGUGGGGCUCUGGACAGACGCUGAGUUACCACAAUGGGAAGUCCUUUACCACCUAUGACAAUGACCAUGAUAUAAGUAGGAGCAACUGCGUGGUGACUGUCCAUGGUGCCUGGUGGUACGGAUCCUGCUAUCAAUCCAAUCUCAAUGGGUGCUAUGCAAUGUACCAGACCACUGCCCACAAGUAUGGCAUUGACUGGGUCUAAGGCCUCGGCAUGGCCCACCCUUACCACAGAGUUGCAUGA